AAAGAGAAGUUAAAGUAAACUCUGAGCAGCUUGGGCGACCCGGCAGUCGCCGGCACCCAGGCCAGCCAGGAUGGCAGCGUCCCGGUCGUUCCCGCUGCUGGUUGAGGGGUCUUGGGGUCCCGACCCCCCGAAGACCUUGAUCAACAAGUUGCAAAUGUACUUCCAGAGCCGGAAGAAGUCGGGCGGAGGGGAGUGCGAAGUCGUCCGGCAGCCCGGGAGCCCUGGGCGCUUCCUGGUGCUCUUCUCCCCGGAGGACGUUCGGCAGAAUGUUCUGAAGAAAGAGAAUCAUGAGUUAGUGUGGCAAGGAAAAGGGACAUUCAAGUUAACUGUCUGGUUGCCUGAAGACCCAGAUGAAGCCUCCGUCUCUAAGGAGGCGGUUCCAGAAGAGGAAUCCAAGACAAAAAAAGGCACCUCGGAACCAGAUGACUUGGAUACAACACAAUCUCCCAGCGACCCAUCAGACACAACGGAAGAUGUCCCCACAGAAUGUGAAAACAUUUCCUCCAUGGUGGCAUUUGAAAACGUGUCCGAGAACACGACUGAUGUUGUGCUGACCAUGCUGGUGGAGAAUAUAAGUGGCUUCGACAGUGAUGACUUCAAGUUGGAAGUGAUCCGAGAUUUUGGUGUGGCUGUGGUUACCUUUCAGAAGCCUAUAGACACCAAAAAAUUUAUUAUUGAUUGUAGCAAUCACCACUUAAACCGGCGCCUGCAGCUUGCCCCGAGACUUCUGGAAACAACAAAUGCAGUUAGGGUGGAAAACCUGCCUCCAGGGGUGGAUGAUUACCAGCUGCAGCUCUACUUUGAAAACCCUUCCAAUGGGGGCGGAAGAGUUGCCCGGGUCGAGUGUUUCCCGGAAGAGAGUUCCGCACUGGUUGAGUUUUGCGACAGCAAAGUGUUAGAGAUCAUUAUGGCCAAGAAACACCAUUUCAACAGGAUGCCGCUGUCUGUCUUCCCCUAUUAUCCCUCUCUGGGCACAGCCUUAUAUGGCGAGGAGAAGCCACUGGUCAAGCUUCCAGCAUCUUUCCAAGAGUCUCUGGGUCUUCCUUUGUGGAAGUUCUUUCAAAAAAAUAAUCAUCUGAUCAAGGCGAUAGAGGACGAAAUGAGACGCUGUCACUGUGAGCUCACGUGGUCUGAAAUGAAUGGGACAUUGACCAUCAGACCUGCCGCCACCUUAGUCAAUCACAGACCACGUAUCAAGACCUGGCAGAAAGAUGCAUCUGAGUUGCUCUCUGGCAUCAGGUCUAGAUAUGAAGUUAAGUUGUUUGAAGUGUAUGCGCCAGUAUGGGACAUCAUACAGCAUGACUUAGGAGAUGACAGGGUUUUGAUUGAGUUUGAUAAGGAUAGUCUUACCUUAGCUGGAAAAUUGGAAGAUAUGCAAGACAUCAGUCAGAAAGUCAAGGAAUUGAUCGACAGCACCACAGAAAAGGUCAGAAAGGAAGAGCAGAGUCUGAGGGAGAAAGUGGCCGUUUCUCCAGGGAAACAUUUUCUUUUGCAACACAGUGGUUUCCUGGAGGCUCUAAGCAAAGGGUACCCAGAGAUGGAGAUUCAUUAUGAUGCCGCCACUCAGGACCUGUGCUUUAAGGGUUUCCAUGCAGAUGUGUAUAAAGUAAAGUGUGAGAUCCAGGAAAAGGUGUAUUCCUUGGCUCAGAAAGACGUCCUGGUUCCUUCUCAAGUUUUCAUGUUUCUAGAGCAAGUAGACAGUCAGAAAUUUUCCAAGACUCUUUUUGAAGCACAGAACAUGCUUGCCACAUAUGAGCUAAAGGGCACAGCUCUUCUCUUGAUGGCCCAGUCUUCCCGAGUCCUGGCAGAAGCGGAGAAGAAACUUCUCGGUGCCUUAAGUUAUAAGCUCAUUGAAGUUGAGGACAGGGAAGCUCUCGAAGGCAAUGUGUGGAAAAAGAAAACCCACCUUCUGCAAAAGAAACACAGCUCCAGUGCAGCCAUUAUGAUAAAGAAUGAAUUAACUUCAGGAAGCCCGGCGGAGGUCAUCAUUGCCGGCUGUGUGGGAGAAGUAAAUGAAAUCUACAGCCAGCUUUUUGAGUUCUUGGAAAACAACAUGAAAACGGAAAGACUGGUCGAAGUAGAACCGGCCUUGGUUAUGGAGUAUAUAAGGUCAGACAAGAAGCUUUUCUGGCAAAAGAUAAAGAGGGCAAAUGUGCAGGCGAGCUUUAAGCUGGAAGAUGAGCCAAAGGGCAUUUUACUAACUGGCUUCAAGAGCAAAGUUGUACAGUGCAUGAACAUGGUCCAGCAAAUCCGGGAUUCAGUCUGCAUCACAAGAUUCCAGAUUGAUAAGCCUGGUGCCAGGCACUUCUUCCAGGAUAAAGCAUCGUAUUACAAAAGCGAGAUCAAGCGCCUGUAUGGAUGCAUCAUUGAACUCCAGGAAGAUGGAGAGAGCGAGACAGGCAGCCUUCAGGGGAAGUGUCACUUACAGAAGGACAUAGCCCCAGGAGUCACGCUGAUUGUACAGCAGGGAGACCUGGCUCAGUUUCCUGUCGAUGUGGUAGUGAAUACGGCAAAUGAGCAUCUGAAACACAUUGGUGGUCUCGCGCUUGCUCUCUCAAACGCAGCUGGCCCUGAACUUCAAGCAGAAUGCGACAAGAUAGUAAAGAAGGACGGCAUGGUCUCACCUGGGAAUGCCGUCAUCUCCAAAGCAGGCAAGCUCCCAUGCCACCACGUCAUCCACGCAGUAGGGCCUCGGUGGAAGCGAGAUAAGGCCCCAGAGUGUGUGAUGCUGUUGAGGAAAGUUGUGCAUCAAAGUCUCAGUUUAGCUGAGGAGUACAAGUGUCGGUCCCUAGCCAUACCCGCUGUCAGCGCUGGGGUCUUCGACUUUCUAGACCAGUGUGUGGCAACCAUUGUUUCAACCAUCAAAGACAACUUCCAACGUAAGCCAGGCAAACGCACCUUGAAAAACGUUUAUCUGGUGGACAUAUCUGCAAAGGUUGCUGAGGCCUUUGCCGAAGCUGUGGAGACUGCAUUUGAAGGCACCCUUUCCCGCACGGCCUCCCCACCCCGUUUAAAAGCAUCAGAAUCACCACCACCCGGGAAAACGCCGCAGAAAGAGGACUGGGUGCUGGUGUCACUGGAAGGCCUGAAACUCCGGCUGGUGCAAGAAAGUGUGCAGAACGCUAAGAUCAUGAAAAACAUCAUCAGAGACUGUUUGAAGACCGCCGAGUCACUGUCUCUGCAAUCAAUUGGAUUUCCAGCAAUAGGAACAGGAAAUCUGGGGUUUCCUAAACCCGAAUUUGCUAAAUUAAUAAUUUCCGAAGUGCUCAGAUUUAGUAGCAAGAGCCACCUGAAAACUUUACAGGAAGUUCAGUUUCUGCUGCACCCGAAAGACCUCGAAAACAUUCAGGCAUUUUCAGAUGAAUUUGAAAAAAGGAGUAAUGGAAAUCCUAGCGCCACGGAUGAAGAUACACAAGGUUUCUAUGGGAGUCUUUCCAGCCCCACUUUAGGAGUGCUAGAAAUGAAUAUUGGCCCGAUCCUCUUCCAAGUGGCCACAGGGGACAUCACCAAAGAAGUGGCAGAUGUGAUUGUCAAUUCAACAUCAAACACAUUUACUCUCAAAUCAGGAGUUUCCAAAGCAAUUUUGGAAGGUGCAGGACAAAAUGUGGAGAAAGAAUGUUCUGUCCUGGCUCAACAGAACAGCGAGUAUAUAGUUACUGAAGGUGGGUUACUGAGAUGCAAGAGUAUUAUUCACGUUGUUGGAGGGAAUGAUGUCAAGAGAUCAGUUUCCUGUGUUCUGGAAGAAUGUGAACAACGGAAUUACUCAUCCAUUUGCCUACCAGCCAUUGGCACAGGAAAUGCUCAGCAGAACCCAGAUACGGUUGCUAAAGCCAUAAUGGAUGCCAUUGAAGAAUUUAUCCAGAAAAAAUCAGUGCAGGCUGUGAGGAAAGUUAAAGUUGUCAUCUUCCAGCCCCACAUUCUGAAUAUUUUUUACGACAACAUGAAAGAGAGAGAAGGCUCCCCAGCUCCUCCCCAGCCGUCUGUACUGUCAAAGAUUGCCUCCUUUUUUGGCUUUCCAAAGCAAGCUCCCCCCAAACAGAAAACCCUGUUUCUGGAGAAGAAAACUGAGUUGGCAGUUUUCCAGGUAUGUGGUGGCGAUGUAGGCAGCGUGGAAAGCACCAUCACCUGGAUCCAGAAUCUGAUUACCCAAGAGCAGUUUUCCUACACCAGUGACGACGAGUGCAUCAGAGACUUUGAUGAGAAGGAGUACAGGAAACUGAAUGAGCUGCAGAAGAGGCUGAAUAUUGUCAUUGACCUGGACCAGAAGAAACCCUUCAUGAAAAUUGAGGGAAUCAGCCGAGAUGUGGUAGAAGCUAGAGAUGAGAUUGAAGACCUGAUCAAGAGCAUUCGGUUGGUUAAGGAAAAGGAAAUCCAGGCAGAAUAUGUCCUCGAAUUUGUGGAAUGGCAAUACAUUGACAACGGCAUCACACGCAGUUUUGACAAAAUAGCUAAUAUGCAGUUGGAGGAGGCCCAGAAGGCCAAGCACAAGAGCAUUGUCGUCAAAAUUAAUAAUCAGGACUUCACAGUGAACUUCAAGACAAACACCGCCACAGGCCCUCAAGGACAGAGUGUCACUGUUCAGCGCCACAUAAAAACUGAAGCUGAAAUCCCUGCACAUUGGAGUGACAUGAGGCAGAAGAAAUUGUCUGUGGUCAGUCUGCAAACCAGUGAUCCUGAAUACAACAUUGUGGCAAACAAGUUCAACCAGACCUGCGCAAACUUUGUCAUAGAGAAGAUCGAAAGGAUCCAGAAUCCAGCUCUCUGGAGGAGGUACCAGGCAAACAAAAAAAUUAUGGAUGAAAAGAACGGCCAUGGAGGAAACGAGAAGCAACUCUUCCAUGGGACGGAGGCCAGCUGUAUCGCACAGCUCAACAGCAAUGGAUUUAACCGCAGCUACGCUGGGAAGAACGCCGUUGCCUAUGGGAAGGGAACCUAUUUUGCUGUCAGUGCUUCCUAUUCUGCCAGCGACACAUACUCCAGACCUGACGCCAAUGGGAAAAAGUAUAUGUAUUACGUGCGGGUUCUCACUGGGAACUACACAAACGGGAACUCGACACUGAUCGUGCCUCCUUCGAGGAACCCUCAAAAUCCCACUGACUUGUACGACACUGUCACAGAUGAUGUUACAAACCCAAGUUUAUUUGUAGUGUUUUAUGACAACCAAGCAUACCCGGAGUAUCUCAUCACAUUUAGGCGGUGACGCGUCCACGUCAUGUAUCUGCUGUGUGACAGACGUUAGCCGUUCUCCUUAAGCUUUCUCUAAGAGCACAAGGUCUUUCUUUGCCAUGGACAUGUUUCCUCAGCUGCUUCUCCGUGGUGGAAAUGAAUCUGCUUGAGAGAGCCAAUCAACGUGAGAAUUGAAAAUCAGGUAACCGCUGUAGCUGUGCUUUCUCCAAUGUGACAGUAACACCUCCACGGACUUUCAGUCCCAGUAGCACCAGAGGAAUCGCGUGGGAGUGCCACCGAGCCGCGGGGGCCACUGAACAGAUUCCUCAGCAGAGAACCUCUUUCUUCACUAAGAGCCUUGUGCCGGGUGGGCUGGACAGCUCCAGGCGGGGCUAUGUACAAACUGGGUGCUGGGAUGUAGCUUGUCGUCUGUGUGAACUGAGCCACAAGGAGGGGCACGGCUCAGAAGCCCAGGCCCCGAUUGCCAGGGGCCCUUUCUAACGUCGUCGUCGACCCUAAUGUUCCGGCUACCUAGUGAAAUCAAUGGAUGACACCACUACAUCUCCCGGGGAAACCCUUCCACUGUGUGAAAAGGAGUGCACUCUGAGGAUAUCCGCUAACAUCUUUCCCAGCUUGUGAUGAUUUCAACGCUUUAGGUGUAAGCCAAUUAGUCAGAUUGCUAACUUACGAACUCAGUGUCUACUGGAUGGUGAUUAUUUCUUGUGGUCCUGGGGACUGAACCUAGGGCUUCACACAUGUCAGGCAAGCACUGUUCCACUGAGCUACACCCCACCCCCCGGCCCUCUUAACCUCUUAUUUUGAGGCAGGAUCUCAUUUAGUUGCCCAGGCUGGCUCUGAUAGCCCUCUAUAGACCUGGCAGGUCUGGAACUAUCUUCCUGCUUUGGCUACUUGUCGGAGGCCUGUGCCACCAGAACUGGAUUAAGCUGUUCUUUUAAUUUUCUCCUGUAAAUUUCCGACUCAGUGGCAUUUAUUUAUUGAAUGCCUAGACUUUGCCAGCUAGAGUGAGAGAGACAUGGUCACACAUAUGAUUUUGUUCCCAUGAAUAGUGCUCUGGGAAGAGUUUCAGGCUAAGGAAACAUGUUCAGAGUUCAGGAAACAUCCUUGCUCGAGGUCACCAAGGCUGGAACCCUCAGAGCCAGCUAGCUGAGUCCUGGUGUCAAUGUCAAGUCCUUUACCAUUCCCACCACAGAACCUGGCCUCGAGAUAAGCAAGUGCUGUUUCGGCCAUCAUUCAGUGGCCGUCACACAGUGACUGUGAAUGAGUAGCUAUUACUCAGUGUUCAUCACAUGGUGGUCAUUAUGCAGUUACCUUCAUGAAGUGACCAUCACAUGGUGUCUAUCACACAAUGGCCAUCACUCAGUGACCAUCACCUAGUUGCGAGUAUCUCAGGUCACCUGUGAGGCGACCCCAGAUUUCCCCAGCUUUUUUCUUUCUGGAUUUGGUGUCCACUCUGCCCCUUGUUAGGACUUCUACAGGCCAAGGAGCUAGAGCUGUGUGGAGUUCUCAGGGGGUACACUCUUGGGUGUUGGGAGGAUCGAGGCGCCGGUUCCCACCUAGGAACCACCAGUGGGCUGCAAGUGGAGCCAGGGGUCCCUACUGCUGCCUCAACAACACAGAGGCCUUGGGACCUCUCCUGCUGCUUCUAAGUGGACCGGCACAGACUGGCUUACGAGGGGCUGGCGUCCUCUGCACUGGCAUCUGAACUCAGGACCAACCACAGUCUAAGGGAGUGGAAGAAAAGUGAGGGGCCCGUUUUCAUUUGCCUUUGUUCUCCAGUGGUUGGGUUAACUCAGGGCAAGGUGGAAGAGCAGGGUGUAACACUGAAGAAUAAGGGCCUGACCAACAAAUGUCACAGUUACCUUCAGCCUUUCCCACUUCCUAGUAAAAUGUCUGCCUUGAAAAAUGUC
Messenger RNA from Peromyscus leucopus (white-footed mouse), 7094 nucleotides. It is a transcript of the gene Parp14, whose product is annotated as poly(ADP-ribose) polymerase family member 14. The record is from RefSeq and is a predicted model, not a curated record. Lineage: Eukaryota; Metazoa; Chordata; Mammalia; Rodentia; Cricetidae. Gene Ontology annotation, cellular component: nucleus; cytoplasm. Gene Ontology annotation, molecular function: transcription corepressor activity; NAD+ poly-ADP-ribosyltransferase activity. Gene Ontology annotation, biological process: negative regulation of gene expression.